Messenger RNA from Olea europaea var. sylvestris, 789 nucleotides. RefSeq names its product putative UDP-glucuronate:xylan alpha-glucuronosyltransferase 5. The transcript is spliced from 3 exons. NCBI's taxonomy places the organism in Eukaryota, Viridiplantae, Streptophyta, Magnoliopsida, Lamiales, Oleaceae. The record is from RefSeq and is a predicted model, not a curated record. The coding region runs from base 1 to 789 and encodes 262 amino acids.
AUGUCCUACAAACCGCCACCUUCAACAACAAAAGCCUUCAAUAUUUUUCUCAUCUUAUUCUCUCUAACCCUCAUUUUUCUCACCAUAAUAUACCAUGAAAAACUUCAAGAGACUUGUGUUACUCAAUUCCAAAUCGAAUCUCAACAUAUGACCUUUCCUAGACAUAUCACAAAACCUAGAUGGUACGAAUUUGUGGCAAAAAAGUUAAAUAACCAAAGGAUGAAAAUCGGUAUAGUUCAUACAAAUGACUAUUACAAUGAAAGCACGAUAUAUGAAGAUGCAGAGACGGUAGACAUACAUUUUAAACGCGUUGCAAAGAACAUACAAUGGAGUGACUUGUUUCCGCUUUGGAUUGAAGAAAGUUUACCAAGGGAUUCACAACCUUGCCCGGAAAUCCCAAUGCCAAGGUUUGACGAAUACGAUGAUUUAGACUUGAUCGUUGCUAGGGAUCCAUGUGGAUCAGGAGUAGAGAACAGAACUUUUGAGGAUGUUAUUAGGUUACAAAUUAACCUAGUUGUUGCUGACCUUUUGGUGAGAAAUGGCUUAAAGAAUCUUGAAAGCGAUCCACCAGUUUAUGUUGUGUUCAUUGGCAGCUGCAGUCCAAUGAGGGAAUUGUUUAGAUGUGAGGAUCUACUGUGGGCAACAACUGUUGGAUGCUUGGGCUUCCACGAACCUGCCUGUGAAGGAGGACUUCCCCUAAAUUUAUUUCUUCUGGGGCCAACUGGAGUUGCUUCCACUUUGGAUGCUUGGGCUUCCAUGAACCAGCCUGUGAAGGAGGACUCCUCCUAA